Hymenoscyphus albidus is the source of this 1008-nucleotide messenger RNA. The record is from the annotation of a GenBank genome assembly. Lineage: Eukaryota; Fungi; Ascomycota; Leotiomycetes; Helotiales; Helotiaceae.
CCGCAGCCGCAGCAGUGCACCCUGUCGUGUAAGCAGCUGCAGCCACAAAGCCCACAUCUCAGCAUGGCUGUCUUGCAUACAGUAACGUGAUUUUCUUCUGUAACUUUCCUAGCAUGCAAGUAUUGGUCGAGUCAAAUCUGCUGUCAUCCUUCGAGAGUAUAUGGGGUAUAAGUUGCCCUGUCUCUCACGGCGUUCUACAUCCUUCUUCUCAUAUCAUCUGCUUUCUUAUUUCUUUUCACCGCACUGCAUUUUUUCUUCACCUUCUCAUCAAUCUUUCUUACUUCAAAACAAAUCACUUAUACACCAAAUUUUCAAACUUCAACUACUCUCUCUCAAGAUGUCUGCCUUCAGCCUUCCACCCGUUGUGAUCCCAGCAAUCCCAACAUCAAUUGCCAUCCCAGGUUUUCCAACAGGUGUCCUCUCUUCAGUCGCCUCUUCCUUUGUUUCCUCUGUUUCCACUGCCGUAAAUGGGCAACUAGCUUCAACUACACUUAUCACCUCUGCAACCUCUUUAGCAGCUGCGCCCACCAGCGUUAUCCCAACUUCUGGAGCUGCUGCUCCAACAAGCAAUGGCGCUACUGCCGUAAGUCAUAUCUCUUAUUGACAUCCAGCCUUCUUUCGCUAAGACAAAUAGGCCAACGGUACAACCGUUGUAGUACCUGGUACCCCAUCAAACGGCACUGCUCCAGCCCCAGGAGCACCAACAACCGCUCCAAAACCAUCAUCCCCUACUGCUCCAGCCCCUGCAGCCUCGACUACCAAAGCAAGCGGGGCUUCAGCUGGCAAAUCCGUCUCUGUGGGUGCCACAGCAGUACUCGGUCUUGUCCUUUUGGGUCUGGUGUUGUAAACAGAUGGUUUGAAUUGGAGUUAAUUAUGGAUUGCUGUUCACAGAUUGAAUGUUAGAUUGGGACUUGAUAUGGCCGGCAGCUCUUUUGUACUGGGGAUGUAAUGUAGGAUUAGUUCUGGGUGUGAGUGGAGUAGAGAAAUAUACCAUCAUUUCGCUCGCAU